AUGCCGCCUCGACCGUCGAUACGUCUAGGCUUCGCCGGCCUCUCCCCGGCGCCUCGGAGGGCCUUUGCGCACAAGGCCCGGCAUAGACAUCCACCUCCGCCGCCGUUUAACACCGUACCUACAUGCCCGGAGCCGACAUGUGGGUGCGCCGACACCCCCGCCAUGCCGGAAGGUCUGCCCCUGGACCGUGAGGGACCGCUCAAGGCUGCUAUUCCUGGGUAUGCGGAGCAGGUGCUCGUUUGCACCGACAAGUCGGAUUGGCCGUCGAGGAUAGAGGAGGAUAAUAGCGGUGAUAACUUGGCGGCGGAUCUGAAGGAGUUGUUUGGACGGGGCGGGACGUAUAGCGAUCCAUUCCACAACGUCUCCGUCCUCAACUCUUCCUUCCCAAGUUCCAUACCGCCCCGUGUCGAAGUCCAGACGACAUCCGCGUACCUCCUCCCGAGCUUCAAAUACGUGCCCUUCCUCCCGCGGAUAUCAUUCGACAGCGUCCAAGCCCUCGCCAAGGGCUUUCUGCUACCCAAGAAGCUACACUCUGCACACGAAGGCCUCUCGCCCAUCCACCGCGACCGGCUCACGCGUAAGGAGGCAUACCAGGGACUGCUACCGGGCGUGCAAGACGUGCGGGAUGUGCUAGUGUUGAUAUGUGGACAUGGUGGGCGGGAUGCCAGAUGUGGAACUAUGGCGCCUGUGUUGGAGACAGAGUUUAAGGAGAAGCUGAGAAGUGAGGGACUGGAUGUGCUAGAAGGCGCUGUGCAAGUACCUAUAGGCCUCGAGGAGGUGCAAAGGAUACAAGGCGAAGCCGGUCCCGAAGGAACAACAGCAAGAGUCGGACUUAUAAGUCACAUCGGCGGACACAAGUUUGCGGGAAACGUCAUCAUCUACCUCCCGCCGCACAUGAAGAUGGGGGACAUGCCGCAUCCGCUGGCGGGGCAUGGGAUCUGGUACGGAAGGGUUGAGCCGAAAAACGUGGAGGGUAUUGUGAAGGAGACUAUACUGAAGGGGAAUGUUGUCGCGGAUAUGUUUAGAGGCGGGAUCGAUGCUCAGCGGAGGAUGCUGAGGAUAGCCUUCAACUCUGCAUAUCGAACUCUCUCAACCUCACGAUACCCUCCAAGACCAGACUUUUCAGCUCCGAAACAAGCACGGGUUCUGCCUCCUCUCAUAUUUAUCAGCCUCAUAAUCGGCGGUGUCGGCUAUUACCUCGCCACGCCGCACUCUAAACCAGACACUCUCAACGACAUCUCGUUCGUGCCGUAUGCCAUCACGCACCGCGAGGCCAUCUCACCAACCUCGUUCGUCAUCACUAUAAUCCCCCGCAAGCCAAACCCUUCACCGCCAUAUCUCACUCCCUCGGAUACAAGCUCGCAAUGGAGCCAUCCCCUUUGGUCCGUCGAGUUCAAGCAGCCCGAGGUCCAGAUCUCGAGGCAUUACACGCCCCUUCCACCUCUGACUAGCGAGGAUCCCACUGAUGGCGCUCUUCGCUUUUACAUCCGUGCCGUUGGUGAUGGUGAGAUGUCCAACUAUCUCGCCCGCAGACAGGUCGGACAGGACGUCUUCCUCCGUGGACCUCACAUAGGCUUUGAGCUUGCUGAACGUCUAGGCGAGCACAAGCGUCUGGUGUUCCUCGCUGGCGGCACUGGUGUUGUACCGGGCAUGCAGGCUGCAAAGGCGGUGCUCGAAGCGAGCCCCGAUGCCAGUGUGGAUUUGCUCUGGGCCGUGAGAAAGAGGGAAGAGAUACAGAACAGCGCGGCCCCAAAGCAGUCGUCGUGGAAAUUCUGGCAGGAAAAGAAACCGACUACUCUUGGCCUCCAGGUUGAGAACCCCAGUCCUGUAACCAGGCGGUUACAGGAUCUCAAGGCGACCUACGGUGAUCGCCUAAGCAUUCAAGUCGUGGUUGACGAGGAGGGUACCAAGUUCCAAGAUAAGGACAUUAAGAACGCCAUCCUCGCCUCACCCAGCACUGCAGUUUCGCCUAGCUCAGGCUGCCGCUUCCACGACCAGAUGAUGCACGUCCACGCUUCCGAGUUUGCCCUCCCCGAUGCCCCCGGAUGUGCGUGUACGCCACCCAAGGGGACACCAGUUGGCAAGAACCUCUUCAUCGUGUCCGGUCCUGACGGCUUCAUCGAGCACUACGCUGGAGCCAAGAUCUGGCUAGGCGGCCAGCAGACACAGGGACGCAUAGGCGGUAUUGCUGGCCAACUACAACGUCAGAAUCCAACAAUAGCACAAGAUUGGCUAGUUCUCAAGAUGUAG
Fusarium keratoplasticum is the source of this 2250-nucleotide messenger RNA. RefSeq names its product FAD-binding FR-type domain-containing protein. The coding region runs from base 1 to 2250 and encodes 749 amino acids. Lineage: Eukaryota; Fungi; Ascomycota; Sordariomycetes; Hypocreales; Nectriaceae. The transcript is spliced from 3 exons. Gene Ontology annotation, molecular function: oxidoreductase activity. The record is from RefSeq and is a predicted model, not a curated record.